This is a messenger RNA of Lathyrus oleraceus (garden pea), 571 nucleotides long. RefSeq lists its product as uncharacterized. The coding region runs from base 203 to 478 and encodes 91 amino acids. The record is from RefSeq and is a predicted model, not a curated record. The transcript has a single exon. NCBI's taxonomy places the organism in Eukaryota, Viridiplantae, Streptophyta, Magnoliopsida, Fabales, Fabaceae.
ACCAAAACCAGUAGCUAGCUACCUCUUUAUCAUGCCAUUGGUUUUUAGAAACCUUAUCCCACCCACAAUCACUUCUUAGGAUAUAAAAGAAACCUUAAUUCAAUUAUAUCCUCAAUCAAAACCAAAUCAAGCUAGAGAAACUUCUUAUAUAUUUUCUCAUACUAAUUAGCAACACUAUAUAAGCAAGCUUUUAAAUUAUUUCAUGAUGAGUUCAACAAACAGAAUUUGGACAGUUGCAGCUAGUGUUGGAGUAGUGGAAGCCUUGAAAGACCAAGGUUUAUGCAGGUGGAAUUAUGGUUUAAGAUUAGCUCAACAUCAUGUCAAAAAUCAUUUGAGAUCUUUGUCUCAAGCAAAGAAGCUUUCAUCUUCCAAUUCUUAUGCUAUGGUUCCUAAUGGAUUAAAGGAAAAAGAGGCAAGGCAAUCAGAGGAAUCCUUGAGGACAGUCAUGUACUUAAGUUGUUGGGGUCCUAAUAGUUAGAGCCACUAAUGUUGUAACAUAUAUUGAUAUGUAAUUUUUUUAUAAGCAUUGAAUGUAAAUUUUGAUAAAUGGAAGUGUUAAGAAAAUUCAUAA